AGGGUUCAUUGAGCUUAUAAUGGGUGCAUAGGCGGCUGCUGACAGUUUUCGUCCGGUGCUUGCGCCAGGGUAAAGGGGGUCUCGGCAUUCUGUUGCUCCCCUUUCUAUUGAAUUGUAUAAGGCUAUAGCUUUCCAACUUCAGCUACAGUGCUAGCUAAGUUUGGAAAGAAAAACAGACAGGAUUCGAUUUGUUUUCUUUUUUUUUAUCUGUAAAUUGGAUUCUAUAUAAAAUUAUAUAGGACUAAAAUUCUUAGUAAUAAUAAUAUUAAGGCUUCAGGAAUCAUCAUGGCAAAAUCCGAAGAACAAAAAAGUAAAGGAUGUUGUGGAUCCUUUGUAAACUACUUUACAUCUGCUAAGUUUCUCAUGUACCUUGGACAUUCUCUCUCAACCUGGGGUGAUCGUAUGUGGCAUUUUGCAGUAUCUCUAUUUCUGGUUGAAUUGUAUGGGAACAGCUUACUGCUGACUGCGGUCUAUGGGCUAGUAGUGGCCGGCUCUGUCCUUCUUCUGGGAGCAAUUAUUGGAGACUGGGUGGACAAGAACCCAAGGUUGAGAGUGGCACAGACUUCACUGAUCGUACAGAAUGCCUCAGUCAUCGUCUGUGGUAUCCUCUUGAUGUUGGUUUUUCUGUUUAAGACACAACUUUUGAGCAUGUACCAAGGAUGGCUGCUGACUACUUGCUACAUUUUUGUCAUCACGAUAGCAAACAUUGCUAAUCUGGCCAGCACAGCUACUGCCAUUACCAUCCAGAGGGAUUGGAUUGUUGUGGUGGCGGGGGAAGACCGGAGCAAACUAGCAGACAUGAAUGCCACAGUAAGAAGAAUUGAUCAGUUGACCAAUAUUCUGGCACCAAUGGCUGUUGGGCAGAUAAUGACCUUUGGCUCGCCUGUCAUUGGCUGUGGAUUUAUUGCUGGUUGGAAUCUAGUGUCAAUGGGUGUAGAAUACUUGCUGUUGUGGAAAGUAUACCAGAAAACACCAGCACUGGCUAUGAAAUAUAUUAAGAAAGAUGAUGACCAAGAACUGAAGCAGUUGAACAUCCAAGUUAUUGACACCUCCUCAAAUAACAAUGAGAAGCCACCAGAAGAUGCUUUUCUUAUGGGAAAUAAGGCUAUUGCUGUCAUAGAACCGCCUAAGGAGUCUAGCUGUGGAGAGAAGAUUUCAGAGCCAUUUCGCACUUUCAGGGAUGGAUGGGUUGCAUAUUACAACCAAUCUAUAUUUUGGGCCGGGAUGGGUCUUGCUUUUCUCUACAUGACCGUCCUUGGCUUUGAUUGUAUCACAACUGGAUAUGCCUACACCCAGGGCCUUAGUGGUUCAGUUCUCAGUAUUCUGAUGGGAGCUUCUGCUAUUUCUGGUAUUAUGGGAACCGUGGCCUUCACCUGGCUAAGAAAGAAAUGUGGCUUGAUUCGUACAGGAUUCAUCUCAGGAAUAGCUCAACUGAGCAGCCUUAUUUUCUGCGUAGUCUCAGUCUUCAUGCCUGGAAGUCCAUUGGAUCUGACAGUUUCCCCAUUUGAUGAUAUUGGCACACGUUUCCUGGAAGGAGAACCUUUACCCACCAUGUCUCCUGAAGUGUACUUGACCACCAACAUGCAAAAUUUGACAGUUAACUCCACCUCACUAUUAAAUGAUUCUGAUGUUUCCACUUCUGUUCCUUUGAUUUCUGUCAGUUUUUUAUUUGCUGGGGUCAUCGCAGCCAGGGUUGGUCUUUGGUCGUUUGAUCUGACAGUUACGCAGCUCAUCCAAGAAAAUGUGAUUGAAUCGGAGAGAGGCAUUAUAAAUGGCGUUCAGAACUCUAUGAACUAUCUACUUGAUCUCCUGCAUUUUAUUAUGGUUAUCUUAGGUCCUAACCCAGAGGCCUUUGGUUUGCUUGUGAUUAUUUCUGUUUCCUUUGUUGCCAUUGGUCAUAUCAUGUAUUUUCGAUAUGCUUACACUCAUCUCGGAAAAAAACUCUUUGCUUGUUGUUCUCCUGAACACAAAACGGUGCCCACUGAGCCCCCACAAGGAGACUCCUCUGUUGUUUAAUUGAGUCUUACUUUUAGUUAUCAUUUAAUACUUUUAUGUUUUGCAAAAGUGUUUUGCUAGAGUUGUUACAAUGUACAAGAGUAAAACAAAAAUAGAGACCUUGGAAAAAUUGGCAAUUCAUAGAAUAGAUCAUCUGCAACCAUAAAAGCCACAGUUCUUGCGAGAUCAUUGUUGCCCAUUUUAUGGAACAAUAGUUAUUCUAAUUAGAUUUUUUUUCAUUAUAUUGUUAAUCAAGUAAUGGAAAAUCAUGCUGCAUAGUCUUAAUUAUGGGUAUAUGAUCAAGGCUUGCAGAGUUCAAUUUAUUCGCAUAUAAAACAAAAAUUCUUGAACAUUGAAAAAAAGAGGGAUAUUGUUUGAUAACUAAUGUAACGGACACUAUUCUUUUCUGGAAAAAUAACAUGGGUUUAAAGCGUUCGACUGGAUCUAGACGUAGUCUUGAAGGUCAUAUGAUGCCAUUUGUUUUAAGUAGCAAUAGAUUCUGUGAUCAAGACUUGAUAAACAUUCAGAUAUUGAUAUUCAGAUACCAAUUAGUGAUCCUAAAUAGUUUUAUUUAAAACAACAAACAAUUAGUAAUUGAGUAAGCCCAUAUAAUAAGGUUUCACAUAAAUGUAAUUCCAGUUUGUUUUGUGGUUAGUUCUCUAAGUAAGAUAAUUUUUUGUAUUAUUAAAAUAUUCAAAGCCUUAUCUAUUGUAGUGCUAAGUAUUAUGAUAGUUUCAAGUAGAAAAAAACUGUAUAAUGCAUGUACCAUGUAGAAGUGAAUGUAUUAAGCUAUAAUCAUGGCACAAAGACUGGUAAUCAUUUACCUUUAGCGCAAUGAGACAUAUUUUUCAUUUCAUCGCCAAGACACAUGUUCAAAGCUGCUUGCUACAAUUUGGGACUUUAUUCCAGAUACUUGUGUUUGUGAAUUGUGCAUCAUGCACUGUAUUUCGAUUCAUUAAUAUAAAGCCAGAUAAAAUAAAGUAUUUUAACAGGAAAAGCAAUAUAUGAUUAAUAGAUUUAAAAUAAAGCUUAAGAAAUAAACUGAAAACAAUUUAAACCUACACAUAUGAUCUAAUAAAAAUAUAUGCCAUAUAUAUAAAUAUAUUGUUACAUCAAUUGCGAGGUGCUAGCACUUUUAUAAAGUAACGUUUAUGACAAGCACCUGUACGUGCAGCCUCCUGGGUGAGUGAAUACACGGUGCUCACUUAUAAGCUCAGUUAUAGACAGAGGUAACAGCUAUGUACACACUGUUAAUCAGCUUUAUUUAUCUGGACUAUUUCAAAGAUUCUAGUCAUAUCUACCUGGUAAUGCUUUACAAAUUUCUGUAGAUUUCAAACACGACAACAUAUUUAAAAAAAGCUAAGGUCUAUUUUAUCUUGAACUGUUUGGACAGUGUUGUAUGUCAGUGAUUAAAUUUGUCAUGGCUUUGAAAAACUGCUUCUUGGAACUUCAAAACGAUUCUAAUUGUUGAGCAUAAAAUGAAGGUGGGGUAUUUUAAAUAGCAGCAUAUAUCUGAUAAAUAGUGUGAAGUUAUUGUUUGCUAAGCAUUAUAAUGGCAAUUACAAACUCAUUGCAUGCAAUUAACUACCAGCUCAAUAAUAAAUUGUAAUAUAAUUGUUUGCUUUGGUAGUUGAAAGUGAUUUCAUGCAGUAUGACUAUCUUUAUUAGUAUUUUAUCUUAUGACUGCUUUGAACCUUGUAUUGAGGAGAGUUUGGUAACCUAUCCCACCUUAGUAACGUUAUUGAGGGGUUCACAAGAUUAGUAGCAGAGCUUCAUCAGCAUUAUCUGCCAUUGGUGGCAGUUCAUUUAGAGCUGCAACAAGCUUUAUUGACAACUUUGAAUUCCCCAUAUUACAAUAUGCUAUAUAUAUAUAUACAUAAUGUGUAAUAACUACAUAGCUGGUCUUUACCAGGAAAAACUUCAGGUAAGCUAUAUUUACUUGCAUUUUGCAAAUAUUUUGUAAAGUGCACUUUUUUAUAUUACAGAAUGUUUAAUUUUACUUAAUGUCAGAAUAUACCCAGGACUUUACAGGGGUGAAAAAGUCCAAUGCACAUGGAAAUAUCAGGACUCCACACAAUUCUUUGAAAAUAAAAUUCUAUGCACUUUCUCUGGGUUAACUGCAGUAAUGAUUGUACAAGCACUUUUUUACUGGUAUACUUUCUAUAUAUUUGUAUGUUUUCUAUCCUGUGUGUUAUAAUACCAAAUAUUCUCAUCCUUUCUCUGUUUACAAUGUUUAAUAAAAAUCACAUGCCGUCA
Messenger RNA from Bombina bombina (fire-bellied toad), 4251 nucleotides. RefSeq names its product solute carrier family 40 member 1 (gene SLC40A1). The record is from RefSeq and is a predicted model, not a curated record. Gene Ontology annotation, molecular function: peptide hormone binding; iron ion transmembrane transporter activity. The transcript has 8 exons. NCBI's taxonomy places the organism in Eukaryota, Metazoa, Chordata, Amphibia, Anura, Bombinatoridae. Bases 286 to 2016 code for a protein of 576 amino acids. Gene Ontology annotation, biological process: iron ion transmembrane transport. Gene Ontology annotation, cellular component: basolateral plasma membrane.